AUGGGCUACGUUCGUAACCCCAAAGGUACGACCCUACCUGGUAGACCUUCGACGACAGGGACGGGCUACCCCAGCACACAAGUCGGAGCGGACUCCACUUUCAACCCGUUUGCGUCUUUCAGGCGCCGCAAUGAAGUAACUGGAGAAAAUGGUUUACGUGUUGGACAAUCACCAACCGCGCGACAUCUUCCCACACCUUCCGAUGGACCAUACUCUGACAUCCGAUGCGUCGAAGAUAGGUGGUGGUGGUACCCUAACUGUCGAAGCGCGAACGCGGACCACUGCAUGGAAAUGGCUACCGCACAUGGUCACAUGGCCUAUCGCAGUACUGGGGCUGCGUUUGAUUGUACGCUGCCUAUAGCACUUUUGGACACAUGCACUUCUAUCACUACGAACUCCAAUUUUAGUGAUGGCGGAUUCAACAACAGCUUUGGCGGCGCGUCAGUCCUCCGGUUAUCUAAUGACUCAGGAGUUGCUCAACCUGGCUUUCACCGUUCACCGUCUGCAUGCAGUGUGCAUGUGGGCGUUACGGCUGAAGGAACAGCCCAAGGAUAUCUUUCCACAGGACUAUUACCGCAACCUCGCACACCACCCGGGGAUAGCUCAAGUCCACGCAUUCCACAGGCGAUGGGACAAGGAAGUGUGCCUACUCAUGCCGCCGGAGCCGAUGAUCACGGACACGCUUCUUCGAUUGAUAGCACAACGAACCACGGCGGUUCUAAUAUGCCCACUGUGGGUGCGCACACCUUGGUGGCCCGUACUCAUGCAGAACGCCCUCGACAUGCAUACGCUCGCGUCUGGUUAACACAGAAGUUUUUGCGUUCCUCCAGGCUAACCUUAAAAGUUAAAGAUGCCCCGGAUUUCAUGGGAAGGCAAUACUUUACUUGUGGGUCAGCUCAGCCUUCACGGGCUCUGGAUACCAUUGACGAAAUCUCCAAUUCUCCAGUGCAACGACGGUUGUUUUGGGUAGACCUGACUCAGAAUUUUCUCCUUGCAGGUAUCCCCAGCAAACUGAUAUCACCAUUGACAUCCCACGGCUUUCGUCGAGGCUUCGUGGCCAGUGCGUUAGCAUUGGGGGCAUCACACAACGGUAUCAGUACGGUGCUUGGGAUCGCCGAGGGGUCCGUAAAGUCGUGUGUGCGGGAUAUUAUCCCCACACAUGCAGACAGCUUCUUCAACGCGGACCUCGCUCCUCCGGGCACUACGGUGACUGGAAGUACAACAACAUAAAUUACCGCAGAUUUUAGGAUUAAGAACAAGAAGCUUUCAUUACAUGUGGGCUUCCAUACGUAAUGACAUAGCAUAAUUCUUUAGCUCAAU
Sphaeroforma arctica JP610 is the source of this 1320-nucleotide messenger RNA. RefSeq lists its product as hypothetical. The transcript has 3 exons. The record is from RefSeq and is a predicted model, not a curated record. NCBI's taxonomy places the organism in Eukaryota, Ichthyosporea, Ichthyophonida. The coding region runs from base 1 to 1230 and encodes 409 amino acids.